GCACGUCUGCGGCAUAUGUCGGUCGAUUCUAAGGACAUUGUCCAGUCUGUGAACUCGCUCGCACGGUUUCGAGCCUCUUAGUGAUACCGCGACCAUCGUCCAAAGCGACGUUUCUUCCACGUUGCCUCCAUUUUCGAUCCAACCUGUUUCGAAGAGAUCGGUUGGGGUCGACGAAUCAGCGAGCAUCGAAAUUUGAAAAUGCGCGGUAGAAUUUACGAGGUGCAUUGAGAAGGAAAAAAGAGAGAAAACGAUCAUGCCGGCCGGGAUUUCAGCGUUGGCGCCAACCGCGAACGGAGAUCCGUUCGUCCUCGAGGGAAAGAGUUCGGCCACGUUCACGAUUCUUCGAAAGGGUGGGUUGGAUGCCACGAGUCCGCCUGUUGUUCGCGUGGACGACGAGGCGAAUCGUCUGGAGAAAAGCAAUCCGACGUUGGAGCAUCGAAGGCGCAUCAGCAGAUCGAACGAUCAUUUGGCCCAAUCGAGGCUGCAGUCGAACCAAGCGAAUCCAUUGAGAAGGGAGUCGCGAAGCAGGAGCGAAGACGAUUGCCGAACUGUCGACCAGAAGAUACCUGCCAUCAAGCCGAGCAUGACACUGUCCACGGAGGAUUUCAACGAGGUUCUGAACGCGAAAUUGAGGAAACUGCAGGAGCAGGAGAGGGAGAAAGAGGAGGAGCGCAAGAGAGGGGCGAGGAAAAGUCAGGGGUUUCGCAAAAAGCCGUUCAUCACGACCGUGAAGACGGGCGAGUUUCUAAUGCCGCCCCCGGAAGUGGCGGCCCUUCUCGGAAUACCGUCAAACGGGAACGAAACCGAGGAAACCGAAAACUGCCCCUUGCGCUCCAAAUUCAAAUCGCUCGCGUCGUUGGCCAGGAAACCGGAAGUUCGUCAUAGCAGCCACAUAGCCAGGUGUCCGACUGCCCUCAAGGCCACUGUCGACUUCACCCUCGGAAUGAUGAACGCGACGACCAUGGCCGCCUCCACGACCUUGGACGAUCGAACCAAGAUCGCGAGGAGGAACGACGCGACCGACCAACGAAUCCCUUUCGGGAAUAUUAUGUUCGAUCGUCGCGUUGUUCGUGGAAGUACUUUCGCCGCUACUCCCGUUCUUAUCGAUGGUGAACGAUCGAUGGCUGCCAGGCAGGCGGAGGCAAGAAGGAGAAAUUUGGCUAGGAAACGGGCUCAGGCACUGGCUACGAAAAGUUUGGUGGCUAGAGCUGGUUCGCCACCCCCUGUUCCUGGCCGAAAACACGAACCCGUGCAAACGGAAAUAUACCUCGAGGAGUUGCUCGAGAAACCGGACGAGGUCGAAGUCGCUACGCAAACCGAUUAUUUCUUGGACAAACCGUUGUCGCCGAAAUAUUGCCCGCAAAAAGUUGGAGAAGAUGCCUCCACUCAAAUAGAGCCCGGCGACCUGUUCGACUUCGACUUCGAGGUGCAACCAAUACUUGAGAUACUGGUUGGUAAAACGAUAGAGCAGGCGUUGAUGGAGGUUCUCGAGGAGGAAGAAAUUGCCGCUUUGAAGGAGCAACAGAGAAAGUUCUUGGAAUUGCGAGCCAUGGAAAAGGCAGAGACGCGAAGAUUGGAGGAGCAGGAGAGAAGGCUAAGGGAAGAAAAGGAUCAACGAUUGAAACAAUACGAAGACUCGAUGAUCGCUCAAAGGGAAACGGAAGAACGAAUUGCAGCAGCUACCCUGUUAACAGGAUAUAUAGCCGAACUUCUUCCAGCUGUUCUAGAAGGAUUGAAAAUGUCCGGUUUCCUAUUGGACGAGAUCAAGGCUGAUGUCGAAGAUGGUUUCAUGCCCUGGUUGAUGAGAGAGGUUAAGAAAGAAAUAGGGCACAUGGUUGAGAGCAGAGAAGUUCUUAUGGAGAUAAUCAGGGAAAUUUUGGAGAAUCGCGCGGAAACGUACAAAAAGCUUGGCGAGGAAUACGACGCCUCUAGGAAAAAACCGAUGAUCGAUACUCUAGAAGACGGAGGGAUCGAUCCAAAUUUCAUUAAUUACGAGCCGCUUGUCAUCGAGGGCCAGGACGUUUAAACGCCAGCCAAAAUUAUUCGAUCUUGUACGUUGAGAAUUGAGAGAAAAGAAAGGGAGAAGAGAGAUUUUUAUCAAAGUGGCAUCGUUGGCAAAUCGUCGACAUCGUCAAUUUUUUUCUUUUCCUUUUUUUCCCGUUCUUUUUGCUUCUCUCCUUUCGUUUACCGAAGCUUUUCGAUUGCUCGUUGAUCUUCGAAAAGGAGAAACGAGCAUAUCAUAGUUAGCUUUCGGAUUUAGGGACACCUUCACCAGUAUCCAACCAAUCCCUAUUCCAGUGGCUUCUACAUUAAGCAGUGUACACAGCUGCGAAACAAAUCCAUCUCCUCCGGUUGCGCCCCGUGACAGGUCACCACCGCCGCGUUUUCGAUCCCCAUAGCAAACAUCAACCACCACCACCACCACAAAAAAAUUCAUUAAAAAUUAAUCAUUCGUUUUCUAUAUCGAUUCAUUCUAAGAUAAGUUAUUCGUUUAAAUCUCUUCGUUUCUAUUUAUAUCUCGUUGUUCAGGUUUAUCGAAGAAGAAGAAGAAGAAGAAGAAGAAAGAAGAUUGGUCGAAAAAUAAAUGAUUGAAAAUUUAAGCAAGCAGCUAAGAGAAAUUUAAGAGAGAGAAAUGCGAAAGAUUUGUAAUAAUUAAUAACUGAUAAUUUCACAAAAAAAAAAAAAUAAUUCAAAUUGAUGCAAAUAAAAGAAACGUUUAAUAUC
Apis cerana (Asiatic honeybee) is the source of this 2724-nucleotide messenger RNA. RefSeq names its product Radial spoke head protein 3 (gene Rsph3). The record is from RefSeq and is a predicted model, not a curated record. Gene Ontology annotation, cellular component: cilium. NCBI's taxonomy places the organism in Eukaryota, Metazoa, Arthropoda, Insecta, Hymenoptera, Apidae.